UUUUAACUUAAAAAAUCACAGAUUUACGUAAAAGUUUGAAUAACUGAAGAGAAAAACGUUGAAAUGAGCGGCAUCCACGCGAUGGAAUCCUGCUACAUGUAACAACCUUGUGUAAAAUGGCCCUUGAAAAAUAACUUGAAAAAAAAUGCAAGUCUGGUCUGGUUUCCGAAAUCGCUGAUAAAUUGCUUCUUUAAAUCGUAGAAACAAACCGAACACGACACAGCACCGACCGCACAGAGUCGUCCUGUUUAUCCUUUGCAUUAUUUGCGUUGCCCUCAGUUUCUGUUUCGAGUGAUAUCUCUUCAGUGCCGCGGAAGGGAAGCAACACAAACACCCGAACAAAGCGUGCUACGACGCCAGCCACUUUCUCUGGUGCUGCUGUUUUCUCCACGAUCACGGAUUCAAGAUGCAAAUCACGGUGCUGGACCCGAACAUGACGGAGGGCACGACCUUCGAGGUGGCCGACGAUAUGGAGGUCGAGAAUCUGAUUGCCCUGUGCCGGAUGGAGUUCAACAUACAGGCCAACACGGAGCUGAAGCUGGCGACGAAGCAGGGCGUCAUGACGGAUCACAAGGAAACGCUGACGCAUUACGGCGUCAAGGAUGGCGAUCUGGUGUGGCUACACAAGACGAACCCACGGCCAGCGCGUCCACCAGCUCCGACUGGUGCCGACCAUCCGCGACUUGCGAACCUCGAUUUCAGCUCCAUCCAAGUGCCGACCAGUCGCGGGGCUGGCGCUAGUAGCGGCGGCGGUGGUGGUAGUGGUGGUGGUGCCUCGGACAACAGCAGCAGCAGCAGCAGCCUGCUGAACCCACGACCCUCACCAUCGGUCGGCAUGGAGGAUGAUCCGGCUGUUGUGCGCGAAAUGUUUCUCUCCAAUCCGGACCAGCUGGCCCUGUUGAAGCAGAACAACCCACGGCUAGCGGAAGCGCUGCUGUCCGGCAAUCUCGAUACGUUUGCAACCGAGCUGCGCAAGCAGAUUGCCGAUCGGAUGGAGAAGCAGCAGAAGCGGCUGCGGAUACUGCAGGCCAAUCCGUUCGACGCCGAAGCCCAACGGCUGAUUGCGGAGGAAAUCAAGCAGAAGAACAUUGAAGCAAACAUGGAGGCGGCGAUGGAGUACAACCCGGAAACGUUCGGUACCGUAGUUAUGCUCUACAUCAACUGCAAGGUGAACGGACACCCGGUGAAAGCGUUCAUCGAUUCGGGCGCACAGGCCACGAUCAUGAGUGCGGCGGCCGCUGAACGAUGCAACAUCAUGCGGCUGGUCGAUACGCGUUGGGCGGGCAUUGCGAAGGGCAUCGGCGUACAGCGGAUCAUCGGUCGCAUCCACAUGGUGCAGAUACAGAUCGAGAACGAUUUCCUCACGUCCAGCUUUUCGGUGCUGGAAGAACAACCGAUGGAUAUGUUGCUCGGGCUGGACAUGCUGAAGCGUCACCAGUGCAACAUCGAUCUCAAGACGAACGUGCUGCACAUCGGAACGACAGGCACCAAGACGCCCUUCUUAACCGAGGGCGAACUGCCCGAGUGUGCCCGCUUGACGGGCAGCCCCGAAGAGGAGAAGCGUGCCCUAGACGAAUCAGCACGAUUGGCCGAGGAACUGGCCCUUAAGGAGGCGCUUAGUCGUAGUACCCAGGGAGAAGCAUCUACGAGCGGUAACAGUAGCAAGCAAGGAAAUAACCAGCAAACCUCAACCAGCACGGUCACUCCUGCCACCAACACCUCAUCAGCGCCAUCAUCAUCAUCAUCAUCCACGACUGCCGCACCCGUACCGAUGGAGCAGGACACGCCGCCGGCGUCGGCCUCACUGCCAUCGUCAGACGAUGUUCCGCUGACGCUACUGCCAACCGAUCGCUUCACUGCGAUGGAUGUGGUCGAGCUGGAAUCGAUGGGAUUCAAACGACAGUUAGUGAUCGACGAACUCAGGGCCGCCAACGGCGAUAAAACGAAGGCAACCUCGGGGUUGUUUUUGAAGUUAGGAUAAAGCUUUGGGAGAUGGGGCCGAUCAACACUCUCCAACUGCAUCUCUUUCUUAAGACACCUCUCACGGGCACACCCCAGACUAGCA
This is a messenger RNA of Anopheles aquasalis, 2065 nucleotides long. RefSeq names its product DNA damage inducible 1 homolog rngo (gene rngo). The record is from RefSeq and is a predicted model, not a curated record. Gene Ontology annotation, biological process: proteolysis. Gene Ontology annotation, molecular function: aspartic-type endopeptidase activity. Lineage: Eukaryota; Metazoa; Arthropoda; Insecta; Diptera; Culicidae.